Gastrolobium bilobum is the source of this 780-nucleotide messenger RNA. RefSeq names its product ubiquitin carboxyl-terminal hydrolase 3-like. The transcript has 9 exons. The coding region runs from base 34 to 744 and encodes 236 amino acids. Gene Ontology annotation, cellular component: cytoplasm. Lineage: Eukaryota; Viridiplantae; Streptophyta; Magnoliopsida; Fabales; Fabaceae. The record is from RefSeq and is a predicted model, not a curated record. Gene Ontology annotation, molecular function: cysteine-type deubiquitinase activity. Gene Ontology annotation, biological process: ubiquitin-dependent protein catabolic process; protein deubiquitination.
AGAGAAGAACAGAGCAUAAACUAAGCGAAAGUAAUGGCUACCUUACAGGAAAGCGCUUCUACUAAAAGAUGGCUUCCCCUCGAAGCUAAUCCUGACGUCAUGAAUCAGUUCCUUUGGGGGCUUGGGAUUCCAGAGAAUGAGGCAGAAUGCUGUGAUGUUUAUGGCUUAGAUGAACAACUUCUGGAAAUGGUUCCAAAGCCUGUUCUUGCAGUGCUUUUUCUUUAUCCCAUAACCACCGAGACUGAAGAAGAGAGGAUGCUACAAGAAAAUGAAAAAAAGGAACAUAGCAGUAGAGUGUAUUUUAUGAAGCAAACUGUGGGUAAUGCUUGUGGAACAAUAGGACUGCUCCAUGCUCUUGGAAACUUAACUUCUGAGGUCAAGCUUGUUGAGGGGUCGUUCUUCGAUAAGUUCUUUAAAUCUACUGCAAGCUUGGAUCCGUUGCAGCGUGCAACAUUUCUUGAGAAUGACCGAGAAAUGGAAGUUGCUCAUUCAGUGGCAGCAACUGCUGGUGAUACAGAGGCAUCAGACAAUGCAGACGCACAUUUCAUAUGCUUUACUUGUGUGGAUGAUGAACUUUAUGAGCUUGAUGGAAGAAAGUGGGGGCCAAUAUCUCAUGGUCCAUCCUCGCCUAGUACUUUGUUGAGGGAUGCAGCUAAAGUAAUACAGAGCAUGAUCCAGAAAAAUCCAGACUCCCUCAACUUCAAUGUCAUUGCCCUGUCAAAGAAAUCCAGGGAUACAUAUUAAGGCAAUUUAGUAUUGUUGGGGUCAUGUUGAAGAAAU